This is a messenger RNA of Coccomyxa subellipsoidea C-169, 1897 nucleotides long. RefSeq names its product hydroxymethylpyrimidine phosphate synthase. Gene Ontology annotation, molecular function: iron-sulfur cluster binding; carbon-carbon lyase activity. Lineage: Eukaryota; Viridiplantae; Chlorophyta; Trebouxiophyceae; Coccomyxaceae. The transcript has 16 exons. Bases 1 to 1683 code for a protein of 560 amino acids. The record is from RefSeq and is a predicted model, not a curated record. Gene Ontology annotation, biological process: thiamine biosynthetic process.
AUGGAUAAAUGCGCUGUGGAUCCUGGGCAGGGGGAGUUGAGCUUCCGACAAAGCCCUACAUUCCAGGAUUGCUUUCCUGGGAGUGAGAAGUGCUACAGGGAGGUGGAGCACGACGGAAAGACCUUGAAGGUGCCUUUCCGCCGCGUGCAUCUGCAGGAUGACAACGGUCACUUCGACCUGUAUGACACCAGCGGACCUCAGGGAGUCAACCCAAGGGAGGGCUUGCCCAAGAUCCGGUCGUCGUGGGUGGAGCCCAGGGAGGCAAGGGGGGACAAGGUGCAGACGCAGCAGUACUAUGCCAAGCAGGGCAUCAUCACAGAGGAGAUGGCGUUCUGCGCAGCUCGCGAACGCAUGGACCCAGAGUUCAUCCGCUCAGAGGUGGCUCGCGGUCGUGCCAUUAUCCCAGCAAACAAGAGACACCUCGAGCUGGAGCCAACAGUCGUAGGCCGUAACUUCCUGGUGAAGGUGAACGCCAACAUCGGCAACUCCGCCGUCAGCUCCUCAAUCGAAGAGGAAGUUGAAAAGCUGCAGUGGAGCACCAUUUGGGGCGCGGACACCGCCAUGGACCUUUCAACCGGCAACAACAUCCACGAGACGCGCGAGUGGGUCAUGCGUAAUUCGCCCGUGCCGGUGGGCACGGUGCCGAUCUACCAGUGCCUGGAGAAGGCGGGCGGCAUCGUGGAAAACAUCACCUGGGAGCUCUUCCGCGAGACCCUCAUCGAGCAGGCCGAGCAGGGAGUUGACUACUUCACCAUCCAUGCUGGCGUGCUGCUGCGCUACAUUCCCCUGACCGCCAACCGCGUCACUGGCAUUGUCUCACGCGGCGGAUCCAUCCACGCCAAGCUGUGCCUGCUGGACCACACGGAGAACUUUGCCUACAUGCACUGGGACGAGAUCCUGGACAUCUGCGCCCAGUAUGACAUCACCCUCUCCAUUGGGGACGGCCUCAGGCCGGGCUGCAUCGCCGAUGCCAACGAUGCCGCGCAGUUUGCAGAGCUGAAGACACAGGGCGAGCUCACCCGCCGAGCAUGGGCCAAGGAUGUGCAGGUGAUGAACGAGGGUCCGGGCCACGUGCCGCUGCACAAGAUCCCAGAGAACAUGGAGAAGCAGCUGGACUGGUGCAGCGAGGCGCCCUUCUACACUCUGGGGCCCCUGGCCACUGACAUCGCGCCGGCCUACGACCACAUCACCUCCGCCAUUGGAGCUGCGACCAUCGGCGCCCUCGGCACGGCGCUGCUGUGUUACGUGACGCCCAAGGAGCACCUGGGCCUGCCAGACCGUGACGAUGUCAAGGCCGGCGUCAUCGCCUACAAGAUCGCCGCCCACGCGGCCGACCUUGCAAAGGGCCACCCAUAUGCCCAGGAGUGGGACAAUGCUCUUUCCAAGGCGCGCUUCGAGUUCAGAUGGUAUGACCAGUUCCACCUGUCGCUGGACCCUGUCACUGCGCGUCUGUUCCACGAUGCCACGCUGCCCCAGGAGCCCGCCAAGACCGCCCACUUCUGCUCCAUGUGUGGCCCCAAGUUCUGCUCCAUGCAGAUCACACAGGACCUGCGAGAGUAUGCUAAGAACCACCAGAUGGAAGAGGACGAAGCCAUCCAGACUGGCAUGGCGGAGAUGUCGGAGCAGUUCAAGAGCAUCGGAGCAGAGGUGUACCUGGAUGAAGCCGUGCUGGAGCAUGCCUGAACCUGCACAACCUGUAUUGAGGCCUGGCCUCUCAUCGCAUCGCAGCACCCUUUGUAUCAUAUGCAGCAAAGAUAAUAGACCGAGCGGGCGCUUUCAAACGCAUGAUUUACUGCCAUAGUGCAUGACACGUGGAGCAUUGCAGGGGCAUCACAAUUUGAUGCUAUCUAGAGGAUGGUUGCUACAGUAUCCCAAACAUGUAAUCCUUGUAUGAGGC